This is a messenger RNA of Gorilla gorilla gorilla (western lowland gorilla), 1057 nucleotides long. RefSeq names its product NADH:ubiquinone oxidoreductase subunit S5 (gene NDUFS5). Gene Ontology annotation, cellular component: respiratory chain complex I. The transcript is spliced from 3 exons. Gene Ontology annotation, biological process: mitochondrial respiratory chain complex I assembly. The record is from RefSeq and is a predicted model, not a curated record. Bases 618 to 938 code for a protein of 106 amino acids. Lineage: Eukaryota; Metazoa; Chordata; Mammalia; Primates; Hominidae.
CGUGAGCAUGCUAGGCAGAGUGCAAGAAAGGAGCAAGAACUCACUAAUGGCUAGGCCUUCCCUGUGUCUCUAUAAUUGAUGGGUUUGGUUUUUUUUUCUUUCUCUUUCUCUACCUCCUCUCUCUCUUCUUCAUCCUCUCUCUCUCUCUCGCUCUCCCCCUGAGAUAAGGUCUUGCUCUGUUGCCAGGGCUGGAAUGCAAUGGAAUGGUGUGAUCAUGGCUCACUACAGGCUCAAUCUCCUGGGCUCAAGGGAUCCUCCCACCUCAACCUCCUGAGUAGCUGGAACCGCAGGCAUGCACCACCUCGCCCGGCUAAUUUUUUAUUUUUUGUAGAGAGGGGAGUUUCGCCAUGUUUCCCAGGCUGUUUUCGAACUCCUGGGCUGAAGUGAUCUUCCUCCCUCAGCCUUCCAAGGUGCCGGGAUUGCAGACGUCAGCCACCGUACCAGGCCAACGGGCUCGGUUUCUAUGGUUUUCUGGGGAGACGGCUGAGGGAAGGUCGGCUUCCGGCGUCGCGCUGCAAACGUCGCGCUGAGGUCAUCCUUUACGGCAGGCAUCCGCGUCGCUAGCUAGUCGUUCUGAAGCGGCGGCCAGAGAAGAGUCAAGGGCACGAGCAUCGGCCAUGCCUUUCUUGGACAUCCAGAAAAGGUUCGGCCUUAACAUAGAUCGAUGGUUGACAAUCCAGAGUGCUGAACAGCCCUACAAGAUGGCUGGUCGAUGCCAUGCUUUUGAAAAAGAAUGGAUAGAAUGUGCACAUGGAAUCGGUUAUACUCGGGCAGAGAAAGAGUGCAAGAUAGAAUAUGAUGAUUUCGUAGAGUGUUUGCUUCGGCAGAAAACGAUGAGACGUGCAGGUACCAUCAGGAAGCAGCGGGAUAAGCUGAUAAAGGAAGGAAAGUACACCCCUCCACCUCACCACAUUGGCAAGGGGGAGCCUCGGCCCUGAACAGAGCAGCUGCUGAUGUCUGGAGGCUGAUUUUCCUGUUCUCUGUUCCCCACUGGAAAGGUUGUUUACGACAAACCUCCUUGUCAAAGUGUGUAAAAAUAAAGGAUUGCUCCAUCCUA